Molecule: messenger RNA, 654 nt
Organism: Theileria annulata
Lineage: Eukaryota; Apicomplexa; Aconoidasida; Piroplasmida; Theileriidae
Exons: 4
Coding region: 1-654 (217 amino acids)
Biological process (GO): negative regulation of transcription by RNA polymerase III
Cellular component (GO): nucleus
Molecular function (GO): RNA polymerase III core binding
Source: RefSeq, a predicted model, not a curated record
AUGAUAUUUUUGGAUCACCCUGGAUUAAGCAGAAUAAACUCAAUAUUUCAAUGUUUAGAUGCUCCAGACCGCUACUUCGAUACCAACUUUGAACUUGUUUCAUAUUCAAAGUCUGACGAAAACUUGAAACAUGAUCCUUCUGAAUUUUUGACCAAGUCUGUGUCACACGAUUUUACCAGUUAUUUCAAGGCUAUCUUGAACAAGUGCUUCCAGGACUACAAUUUUAGUAACUUGGAUGAGUCAUAUUUUAAGAAGGUUAACAACUUCGAUACAGUAGUCAACACUAUUUACUACAACAUCUCGUUUGUUGUCACACACCGUUUUCCUAAUUUCGCAGAUGAAUUCUGGCAAACAAUUAGGGAAGUUGUUCACAUCAAAGAUGUCGAUAUAUACACCUUUGACAGUUGUGGUGAGGACGACCCAUUCAACUCGGAAGUCUCACUAAACUCAUUCAAUUAUUUUUUCUUGGAUAAAAAACAACAACGAAUCUUGUUCAUUUCAUGUGUAAGAUGUACACGCUCAGAUGCAUUUGACAAGUCGGACUACACAUCAUCAUUCCAACCUUCCAUAUAUUCAGAUAAUUUAAACACUAAACCAGAAGAAGAUUGCCUAUCAGAUUACGAUAUUCCAGAAACUAAUGUUUUCAAUUUAUAA